UAUGUAAUAAGUUAUAUGAAUCUGAUAAAGUAACAACAAAAAGAACUGGACAAAUUCUGAUAUGUCUUAAUUGUAAUUUUGUAAAAUAUUCUAAUCACCCAAUAUCUAAACAAAGACAACUUUGCAAUCAACAAUUGGCAAAGGAGAAGAAUUUUAAAAACCAAGAUGAAGAUUUCUUCAUGCCAGAACAUGCCAAUACACAUCUUGGCCUUAUGAUCAAUCUGGACUGGUUUAGUCCUUUCCAAAAUUUGGUAUAUUCUACUGGUGCAAUAUAUGCAGUUAUCUGUAAUUUGCCUC
Molecule: messenger RNA, 297 nt
Organism: Dentiscutata erythropus
Lineage: Eukaryota; Fungi; Glomeromycota; Glomeromycetes; Diversisporales; Gigasporaceae
Source: the annotation of a GenBank genome assembly